GUUGGAUUCGGUUUGGUUUGGAUGGGGGUUGAAGGGGGUUGGAAGGGCAGCGUGCUGGUGAUGAUGUACGCGCGGCACGCCAGCGAGCUCAUGGUGGGCGCGUUUAAGAAGGAAAGGGAGAAGGGUGGAGCUGCGGAGGGGGGAGUUGAAGAGUUUGACAUCUCUGGCGGCAAGAGGGAGGCGCUGAACAAGGAAGCAGCGGAGAAGCUUCUCGCGCCCUUGCUCAAGCCCAACAACGGCUGCAAGAAGGUGCCAUUUGCAACCCUCACAACACCUGCUCACCGCACAAUACCUCUUAUCACACCCGUGCUUGCUAUACCUGUGCCUGCCACAACCAUACCCGCUACACCCAUGCCCCCCUACACCCAUACCCCCUACACCCAUACCCCCUGCAAUACACCCGAACCCCACUGGGCCCCUACACCAGUGCUCCCAACCCCAUGUUAUCUUGCUUGA
This is a messenger RNA of Closterium sp. Yama58-4, 456 nucleotides long. Lineage: Eukaryota; Viridiplantae; Streptophyta; Zygnematophyceae; Desmidiales; Closteriaceae. The record is from the annotation of a GenBank genome assembly.